AUGGAAAUGAUUAAGUAUGGAAUAGGUGUGAGGAAUAAUGACAAAAUGAUGAUUUUAAAUGAAAUAACACAUCAAGAAAAUCUAUUGUUUAUGCUUGAAUAUAUUAAAGAGUGAAAGAGUAGGCUAGUUAAUAGAAACAAAUUAGUAACAUAUCUAAAGAAGUAGAGACAUCAAAAGAAGUUUUAAUAAACAAGAUCUUUACGUUAAAACUGGAAGAUUUUUUUAAUUGAAUCAAACAAUCAUAAUUUGAAUGUUGAGACUAAAUACUAUAAUCAAAUAUAAUUAUAAGUUAUGAUUUUGAAGAGUAAUCAAAGUUAAAUUAAAAAUUCAAGAUAAUAUAUUCAAUGAACCAAUAAAAUAUAAUAUACAUAAGAAGAAAUAGAUAAAACAUAAGGAUGGACAGUCUAUAUAAGCAAAUAAUUUUUGGAAAAUAAAGAAUUAAUUGGAUUAACCAAUAAUAUAAUAAAGCUUAAAUAAAAUGGGAAGGUGCUACAGUUGCAGUUGUAGGUUUAUAUGAUAAAGGAAAAACUUUUGUUUUGAAUAAUCUUACUUAAUCUAAUUUACCAUCUUGA
Molecule: messenger RNA, 572 nt
Organism: Paramecium sonneborni
Lineage: Eukaryota; Ciliophora; Oligohymenophorea; Peniculida; Parameciidae
Source: the annotation of a GenBank genome assembly